This is a messenger RNA of Saimiri boliviensis boliviensis (Bolivian squirrel monkey), 1848 nucleotides long. RefSeq lists its product as uncharacterized. Gene Ontology annotation, molecular function: RNA polymerase II cis-regulatory region sequence-specific DNA binding; DNA-binding transcription repressor activity, RNA polymerase II-specific. NCBI's taxonomy places the organism in Eukaryota, Metazoa, Chordata, Mammalia, Primates, Cebidae. Gene Ontology annotation, cellular component: PcG protein complex; chromatin; transcription regulator complex. The record is from RefSeq and is a predicted model, not a curated record. Gene Ontology annotation, biological process: negative regulation of transcription by RNA polymerase II; regulation of immune system process; regulation of cytokine production.
UUUGUAUUCUGCCUAUGUGGGUCAAGUUUAUCAAAUUUUUCAUUAAUGACCUCUGGAUUUUGGCUCAUAAGGAAGAAGGCCUUCUACUCUAAGCUUGUAAAGGACUCCUCUCAUGUAUUCCUCUGGAAUCAAGGUCAGAGGUGUGAACAAGGUGUCAAGUAUAAAGCGAAGAUUUUUCUAAGGAUGGACCCACACCAGAAGGUCCCUAGCAUAUAUAAUGGGAACACUUUACAGACUCCUGGGUAUGAAAAAGUCUCUAAGUAUAAGGACGAGUUAGAAAGGCACGAGGGAAGGCGCAUGGAAGAAAGACGGUAUAAAUGCAGUGAAUGUGGAAAGAAGUUUGCCCAGAGCUCGGGGCUUGUUCGACAUCAGAGAAUCCACACUGGAGAGAAACCCUAUGAGUGUGAUCACUGUGGAAAAGCCUUUAGCGUGCGCUCAACCCUCACUGUGCAUGAAAGAAUUCACACUGGUGAGAAGCCUUAUUCCUGUAAUGAGUGUAAGAAAGCCUUCAGUGUAAGGGCACACCUGAUUAUACAUCAGAGAAUCCACAAUGGAGAGAAACCCUAUGAAUGCAAUGAGUGUGGCAAAGCAUUUAGUGUGAGCUCAGACCUUAUCAAACAUCAGAGAAUCCAUACUGGUGAGAAACCUUAUGAGUGUGAUGAGUGUGGAAAAGCUUUCAGUGUGAGCUCAGCCCUCAUCAAGCAUCAGAGAAUCCACACAGGAGAAAAGCCGUAUGAGUGUAAGGAAUGUGGAAAGGCCUUCUAUGUGAACUCAGCACUUAUUAAUCACCAGAGGAUUCACUCUGGAGAAAAGCCCUAUGAGUGUGGAGAGUGUGGAAAAGCAUUCAGCCAGAUCUCAACCCUUAUUCAUCACCAGAGAAUCCAUACUGGAGAGAAACCAUAUGAGUGUGAAGAGUGUGGGAAAGCUUUCCGUGGGAGUUCUAAUCUUACUAAACACCAGAAAAUACAUGCCAAAGGAAAGUGUCAUCAGUGAUUAUGUGGGAAGUAUAUUCCAAAAGGCUUUUGUUACAUCAGAAGAUACCAUCAAAAGAAGAGUAUAAUAAAAGUUAAUGCCUUAAAUGACACUUCACCCUUGAAAUAUUGAAGUGAAAAAUCGCUGAAAAGCAGCUCCAUCAGCAUUGUGGCUCAGGCUCUAAAAUCACAUCUACUUCUGAAAAUGUAAUUUUACAACUCAUAAGAAUGGAGGUUUACACACAGAGUCAUCUGGCUGGAGGACACCCUUCUGGAGUCAGUACUGAAAUGAAUGCCAUAUCCUACUCCAAACCAGCACGACUGUAAAUACUAAGCAAUAGUGACUCCUGACCUUAAACAGAGAGUCUGUUUCAAAGCAGAGUUUUCCAGAAGAAAUCCAACACAGAGUGAUGUGCAGGGGACUAAAUAGAAACAUUUUUCAGGGACCCAACACUGAACAAGUUCAUGGGCUUGUUAAUAGUUUACCCGAGUGAGGGGACAUCCCCUUGGAAAAAGCACAACAGACAAUGCCUGAAGCUGAGGAGAAUAUCACUGAUAAACGGAACCUGAGACACCUGGGAGAAUUUGCUCUGAAAUUCAGUCCUGCCAGUGCUCUGAGAGUGGGAAACCGUCCAUUCAGUUUGCACAUGAUUUUCAACUUCAGCAACUGUAAUAAAAGAAGCAGCUUCUCAAUGUAAAGUUAGUGGAAAAGUCAUUGUUAUGAAAAUAUCCCUCCCUAUUUAAAAAAGCCUUAACACACCAGCAGCCCUGACUUAAACACCAGCAUGUCCAAACUGGAAUGUGUAUCCUCAACAUGGAAAGACCUUCAGUGUAAACCCAAGUCCCAUGAAACAACAGAUAAGCCAUCCUGGAGAGU